This is a messenger RNA of Fusarium verticillioides 7600, 1675 nucleotides long. RefSeq lists its product as hypothetical. The transcript has 6 exons. The record is from RefSeq and is a predicted model, not a curated record. NCBI's taxonomy places the organism in Eukaryota, Fungi, Ascomycota, Sordariomycetes, Hypocreales, Nectriaceae. Gene Ontology annotation, biological process: lipid metabolic process. Bases 22 to 1302 code for a protein of 426 amino acids.
CAUAGAAAAAUCGGUUGCACCAUGUGGGCUUCGAAAUUUCUCAAAGGCCGAAAUGCAAGAUCGAUCACAAAGACUUCGGUUGCAGCUGCUGCCUCGGCGCCAACAUCGCAAGCUGAAUUCAGUGCCAACUCACAAGCGUUCUCGGUGGCUGUGACUGAGCUGCUCGAAUGCUUGGACUUUGUACUUGACCAGCUGGAUGAUCAAGGAGAACAUGGAGAUUUGCUACAAUUUCACCUGUCACGGCUUGCUAAAGAGAUAUCCAAGUAUGAAAACUCAAAGGUUAAUGAACAAGCUUCACAGCCAUGGACUGGGGAUCGUGAUCUACUCGAACUACUGCUUGCAGCCUGCAGAUGCGCAUGCUCCGUCUACAAACCAGAUGUCCAUCCUGGACGUGACCUCGUACCAGUGAUCUCUCGGGCCCCUUCGAUCACUGGGACAGUCAAAGCAACUUCGAUAUGGAAAUCGGAAGAUACAAAUACCCUUUUUGUUUCCAUUAGAGGCACGUCUUGCAAGACGGACCAUCUGGUAAACUUUAAUAGGAACCAGAAGGAUUCUGCUUCGGUUUUCGCUUUUCCGGGUGUUAAGGAACAGAUAUAUGCCCACGGUGGCUUCUUGGCUUGUGCAGCGACUCUCCUUCCCUGGCUCACUGAGGAGAUCAUUCGCCAGGUCACAGCCGAUAGGAGCUUAAAAGAUGUAGUUCUCACAGGUCACUCGGCUGGCGGAGCGGUUGCAGCUAUGGUCUUCCUUCACUUUGUUUGCCAUUGCCCAAAUGAACUAUCGAAUGCAAAGUUCUCUCUCGUCACAUUCGGAGCCCCGCCUGUUACUUCAACCAACAUCACUGAGCUAGCACAAGGCCUUCCUCAAUCCCGGCACAUCUACGCUGUAGUCAACGAACACGACUUGGUUCCGAGGGUGGAUCAAAGCUACAUCACAUCGAUCAUCAGUUUGUACCGAUCAGCCUAUGGGCUGCCGUUGUCUGAAUUCAACAGCAGCACGUUUUCAAAAAGUAUUCAAGCAGAUAGAAACCAGGAUUCUGUCUGGAAACUACCUCCGCCUGACUUUCAUGUCGUUGGAAAUGUCAUUGUUCUGAGAGCGAAAAUCAAUUACAAUGCUUUACAGUCGACGUCGAGCCAAACCAGUACAGACGGUACUACGAAUGCACCACCACAAAAGCUAGAUAUUCUACGAGUGUCACCAAUAGAGUUUUGCAAACUGCUGUUCUUUGAAAUAUCUGUACAUAAGAGGAAGAUAUACCUGAAUCGGUUGGAGAGAUUGGUACAAGAGUCCGGGGGAACAGUAUGAAAGUACUCGAGUCUCCUUCUCAGACAUCGUAUUUUCCGUGGCUUACUCAAAAGUUGUAAACUCUAUGUUUCUUCAUUAUAAGCUACCAGUAUAUGGCAGUCCUAUCUUAUCUUGGUAGACCAUUUCGAUCCAAUGUGUUGAAAUAACCCUUUCGGCGAGUGAAUUCUGGUUCCGCCACACUUCUUGUUCCCCCUGCACUAUCUUCGAAUAAAGCUUUUGCUUCUUUGCAAGUUUCAAAAUGGGAUUGGUAACCCCUAGAAGAGAAUACAUCGUCGCGAGCUUGACUGAUCAGAGCGAGAGCCUCCUGGCGAAUCUGGCACCCCUUACAACUGACACCAUUUUCAACUUGACCAGUGGCUGGAUCAUACCAUGG